Molecule: messenger RNA, 2727 nt
Organism: Panicum hallii
Lineage: Eukaryota; Viridiplantae; Streptophyta; Magnoliopsida; Poales; Poaceae
Product: transcription factor GTE8-like
Exons: 9
Coding region: 1-2127 (708 amino acids)
Molecular function (GO): protein binding
Source: RefSeq, a predicted model, not a curated record
AUGACACCGACGGUCCUAAUGGAGUUUGGGCAGCAGAGGCCCAUAAAACGGGGCUAUGAGGAAAUGGCCUUCCGGGGCGUGACGCCAGUCGCGCCUCGGGGGUACUCAGAGACAGUUGGGGAGUCGGAAUGUGCAGCUGGCAGCCCUGUUCGUGUUGAUUCCGAGGACUCUUCGGCACCGAAGCGCAAGUGCAUCAGCCUGAACAGCGAUGGCUUUGACGUGAAGCGGGAGAUCUUUGUGCCGUCCAAGAUGUCAUCAUCUGAGCGGCGGUAUCUUCGGAAGAGAUUCCGGGCAGAGCUUGAUUCCGUGCGAGAUCUCCUCAAGAAGCCAGAGUUUGCAGCACCUGUUCCUGUGAGUCGGGCACCUGCUUUGUCAUCCUCAGCUGCCCCUCGAGCCAAGAAGGUGCACCGUGGGAGCAAUGUUGUCCGUGGCGCAAAGGGACGGUUCUUGCCUACAAAACCCCGGCCUGAACCUUCUGCAGAGUUAUCUGAAGCUGCAGUGUUUAAGCAGUGUGAAACUGUUUUGAAGAAGCUCAUGACUCAGAAAUAUAGUCAUAUAUUCAAUGUCCCAGUUGAUGUUGUGAAGCUGCAAAUUCCUGAUUAUUUUGACAUCAUCAAGACCCCGAUGGAUCUUGGUACUGUGCAGAAGAAGCUUGAAUCUGGCUCAUACACAAGUCCGUCAGAUUUUGCUGCUGAUGUUAGGCUGACUUUUAACAAUGCGAUGACUUACAAUCCUCGUGGGCAUGCUGUACAUGACAUGGCCAUCCAGCUGAACAAGAUGUUUGAGAAUAGAUGGAGGACAAUUGAGAAGAAGUUGGCUUCUGUGGCUGCUGAGAAACAUGUUGAGGUUGACAGGGCUGACUCGAAGAGGAGGAAGACUCCUCCUGUGGACCGCAGUGAUGUGUCAGUGGAGGGUGUACGGCAAACAGAGCCUGUAAAGCCUAAGAUGACAGCUGCUGAGAAAGAAGCGUUUGGGAACUGCUUGGCUUCUAUAGCCGAUGAUUUACCUUCUCACAUCCUUGAAUUGCUGCAACAAUGCAUCGACAGCAAUACCGAUAUGGCUGGUGAUGGAGAGAUAGAGAUUGAUAUCCAAGCAGUCAGUGAUGACCUGCUCUUCGAGCUGAAGAAACAAGUUGACAAGUAUUUGCAGGAGCGAGAGCAGAGUCAGCAGGUGGCGAAAUCUGAGCCUUCUGAGAACGAAGCUGUGAAUGUGUCUGGGCUUAGCCACUCGUCUACAAAUCCUUGCAAAGGUAGUGAGCCUAUCGAGGAGGAUGUGGAUAUUUGUGGCAAUGCCUCCCCUAUCAUGUUAGACAAAGAUGCACAAAUCAGGAGUAGCAAGUGCGGUAGUCCAAGUAGUUCCAGCAGCGACUCUGGAUCAUCUUCUAGCGAUUCAGACUCAGGCAGUGACUCUGAAAGCGAAUCAGAAAAAGUGGGCAGCCCAGCAAAGAUUGUGAAGGGUACUAAGAAACCCGACCAGCUGGUGGAGCAAGAAAAGAGUGAUGUUAUUAGUCCAGCUGAUGCCAACCGUCCUGCGGAUACUGUGGGACACCGUGAAGAGGAUAGUGAAUCAAAGCCUGCACCAGAGGGGGAAAACUCAAAACCCGAUACACAAGUCUCACCGGACAGGCUUUUGCGAGCAGCCCUUUUGAGGAGCCGGUAUGCUGAUGUGAUUGUCAAAGCUCGUGGCAUUCUCAGCCAGGGUGGAGACAAACAGGAGGAACUGGAAAAGCUCCAGAAGGAAGAGAAAGCACGGCUAUUGGCUGAAGGCAACGCAGCCAUGGAGGCUCGAAGAGCUGAAGCCGAAGCUGAAACUAAGCGUAAACGUGAUUUUGAGAGGGAGAAGGCUCGUCAGGCCCUACAGGAGAUGGAGAGAACUGUAGAAAUCAAUGAUAACCUCCAUCUCAAGGAUUUGGAAAUGCUCGGAACAGCCACAGCAGAACAUAUUGUGAGCUCUGUUGAUGAGACUAGUCCAGAGCGCUCCCAGGAUGGCAUGCCUGGUUUUCAUCCAGGAUCUGUCAAUCCGUUGGAACAACUUGGACUUUUCAUGAAGGUAGAUGAUGAGGACGAUGAUGAAGAGCCGAGCAGUGAUCCCGGCGUUAAAGAAGCAGAGGAAGGAGAGAUCAAUUGAUGGUUCUGUGUUGGCUGCCAUGCCCUGUCAUGGGCUAGAGGCUGGUGCCAACCUAUUUAUCCAACAAAGCUCGCAGCCAAUGUUUGCCUGGUGAUGUCUGGACAUCUGCACGCGGUGGAUGCUCAAUUGCUUCCAAACUGGUGCAGUGAAAGCCGUCAAUUUUGUUGCUGCUGAUGCCAACCUGGAGGAAAUCACCUUGAACAAUUGUAAAAACGAGAGAUCAUGUGCUUCAGGAAGGCUUGCUGCAGGUCGAGGUCACCGUGGACAGCUCCAAAUGAACAUAUUUAUGUGCAGAGGAAGGUAUUUUUUUCACGCCACCAUGAAAGAUGGUGACAUGAUACUCAAAUGACGCCGAACUGGUGAAGUUCAAAUGGCUCAUUGUUUGCUGCAACUCCUCUAUUUCAAGCGGGUUUGCUCAGCGGCUUACAGCAGUUCUCAUCUUCUGUUUUUCCCCUUAUUUUUCUUGUUUUAGAUUGUGUAGUUGCUUCCGGCUGUAAAUCUUAAUUUUGAUGUAGUGAAGGAAGCAAUAGUUUGUUGGGCAUGGGCGAAAGGAACUGCUCUUGCUUAUCAUUUACAGGAAAAAGUUGCUUUUGAGAUGCA